GGCCACAGCUUCUUCAUCAUCACCCAUAUCUUCAGAAAUGUCCCUAACAAAAAUGUUGUGGUAAUGUUAAAACACUUCAUGCAUCACUCAAUAUAAUAGGAUUGAUAUGACUGAUUGAUUAAGUCCAAGCAGGUAAAUUCCAUUCAUGAGGUGAAACCUUUAAGACUGUAGAUUCAAAACACACAAAGUGAAAUAUUUUCCUGGCUAGAGUUCCAACUUGAACAGUUUUCUUUAUUUAUUUACUUUGGACAUGGAAAGGUACAGUGGACAUGGAAAGAUACAUUUUACCUUUAUACAAACAUACUUAACAUACAUUAAGGGGAAUUAUGCCACAUGCGUUUACAUGGUAUAGGAAAUGAUCUGUAGCUGGUAGCUUUGUUAGCUGGCUAAUUUAGCUAGCUAGCUUCUAGUACGUUUUGUUACAAGACUUACUUUCGUUUACGUCUUCUCUUUGUUCUUUCUGGAACGGGUGCUUCGUCGUCAACGAGGUACCUUUUGUAACGUACUGGAUCCAUAUCUAUUGCUUUUCUUUAAUUGCGUCUAAAUUGCAUUUCUCCACUCUGCUGCCACCGAUCAGCCGCUACAGCGUCGCGUAGUUGAUGACGUCAUCCGCAUGCGGCCCAGCACACUAUCUUUCGCGCCGAAAGAUAACGGCUGGGCGUAAAAAUGGCGAUAUCAGCGUUGGAGAUCCGCUAUGUCCUACUUGAAUGGACUGAGGGUGAGGAUAGAGGGGCCCAUAGUAUUUUGGCUCUCGACUGUGUCCGGAAUUUUUCAGUAAAAACAUUUCUUGAAAGGACUGAAAAAAACGAGAAGCUGGUGGAAUGGCGAAAAGGCCGCCAACCCUGGCCGGUGCACCGAGCAAGAAUUAUUGACGUGAAUUUGAAAAAACUCUCCAAAUUAAACUGCGUGGGAUCGAGAUGGAGAAAGAAGUCACACAGCAAACAAAACAUCCCAAACUCAAAGUACCGUGAUCAGGGGCAGACUGAGAAGGCUUCAAAGAAAAGGGUUGACAAUAAAAAGAGAUGUCCUUCUAAAUACAACCACGAGGAGGAGGAGGAGAAGGAGGAGGAGGAGGAUGAGGCGCGUCAUGACAGGCCUUCAAAGAACAAGCGGGCCAGCGAAGAGGAGGAGCGUAUUGGGGAUGAAGAGGACAUAGUACCACCCUCUAAGAAAAAGACAGCUGCUGAAUUUAGAAAACACCUGGAUGAACAGAUGUGGGAGAGAAGGAAACUUGACCAAAUGCAAAGAAAUUUGCAGGAGUUGAGAAAUGAAGUCCAUUCUCUUAAAAAUGAAAAUGCACGUCUGAAAGACAUUAUCAUCAAUCAAAUCCCUCAAAUGAAAAGUGACAUCGCCAUUAUUGCUCAAAAGAAGACUGGAAGGACUCCUGUGGAGGAUCUAGAUUCCUCCUUCUCGACUUUUGGAGAAAUGCAACCGACUCCAGAGAGGAGACAGAGCCCAGAGGACACCGAGCCCUUUAAAGAGAGUCCCAUGGUGACUGAGCGCUUUCGAGAGACACCACAGACUGCAGCAACAGCUGAGACCUCAGCGAAAACACAGAUGGAAGUUAUAAAGGGCUCUGGGGUGUUUUGCCAGGCAGAAGCGUGGAAAGCAGCCCGCCUUGCCCCCUCUGCUACUGCCAUGGUGCGGAAUCUCCUGCUGGGCACCUUUGAUUUGGAGACUUUGCUGAAAAGCAACCUGAAUGGUGGGAAGCCAACCAGAGGGGAUGGGGACCAGCUGGUCGCACUUGACCAAAUUAAAAAGGCAGCCAUUAUUGCCACAUUGCUGGGGUAUUGCGCUGUAAGAUGCUACAUUGAAGAAGUGGCCGGCAGCCAGCCGAGGGCAGAUAGGCACAUCUAUCAAUUCAAAGCUCACGGAGCUGAGAAGAUCAACAAGAUAAAUAGUUUUUUUUUUCUAUUCAGUUUUUUGUCUUGUUUUUGUUCUUGUUCUAUUUGAUUGUUCUUAA
Molecule: messenger RNA, 1963 nt
Organism: Esox lucius (northern pike)
Lineage: Eukaryota; Metazoa; Chordata; Actinopteri; Esociformes; Esocidae
Product: cancer-related regulator of actin dynamics homolog
Exons: 13
Coding region: 667-1953 (428 amino acids)
Molecular function (GO): DNA binding
Source: RefSeq, a predicted model, not a curated record